UGGUUUGAAUUUUCUAUCACAAACGUUCGUGUUCUCGUGCUGUGAACAUCUAAAGUAGAGAGACGUGUGUUCAGCAUCGCCCGAUACCGACUCGGAAGGAACAAAAAAGAUAUAAUAGCUACAAUUCCUGCAGCAACUAUAAACCCUACCAAAUAGGAUUAACCUUAGUGUUUAUAAUUAAAUUAAUUUAGGACUUCAAUUUCUUUUACACCAAAAAAAAAUCUACAUGUAAGUAUCUUGCGAUAAAACUUGUGAAAAUUAGCUUUUGAAAAGUGAUUUUGAGAAAAUGUGCAAAACAAAAAAUAGUGAAACCACCCUUGAUAGGGUUACCCUCGUGGAUUAAAACGAUUGAGGGGGCAUAACACCUGUGCUAAAAGACGGUUAUGAGAGUGUUUCAAGCACAUCCGGUGGUUGAGAGGAAAAAAAUUGGCCAAAAGGACAGCUCAAAGGUGCAAUGAUGACCAAAGUCGCUUUUCUGGGAAUCCCUUUAACUGCCGCUUUGUAAAAAAAGCGCGGGCAUGUGUGUGUGUGUGUCAUGGAGAAAGAAUUCUCCGCUCGAUUUUCAACAUCACCAUAUAUGGUAAAGAGUGACGUGGUUGGUCGCUGGCCAAGUGGAGGGGAUGACUAUUCAUACAAAUUUGGCCUUAGCUGUGCUCGACACUGAAAUUGUGGCGUCACUUGCCACUCAUCUCUUGUGAAGUGCGUUUCCUUCGGCAGUUGCAGUACUCUGAUUUUUAAAAGCAGUUUUUUUGUUUGCCACAAUUAACACUCAAUUUUCCAAUAAAUUUCCUCUGUGUGAUUCCCAUCUGAUUAAUUGAUAAAAAAUCCAGAAAUCAAAAUGUGUGACGAAGAAGUUGCUGCGCUCGUUGUUGACAAUGGAUCCGGAAUGUGCAAGGCCGGUUUUGCCGGUGAUGAUGCCCCUCGUGCCGUAUUCCCAUCCAUCGUUGGUCGUCCAAGGCACCAGGGUGUGAUGGUUGGCAUGGGUCAGAAGGACUCCUAUGUGGGUGAUGAGGCUCAGAGCAAACGAGGUAUCCUCACCCUGAAAUAUCCCAUUGAGCAUGGUAUCGUCACAAAUUGGGAUGAUAUGGAGAAAAUCUGGCACCAUACGUUCUACAAUGAGUUGCGUGUGGCUCCCGAGGAGCACCCAGUGCUACUCACGGAGGCACCCCUCAAUCCAAAGGCCAACAGAGAGAAGAUGACUCAAAUAAUGUUCGAGACAUUUAACACACCAGCUAUGUAUGUGGCCAUCCAGGCUGUGCUCUCCCUCUAUGCUUCCGGUCGUACUACUGGUAUUGUCCUGGAUUCUGGCGAUGGUGUAUCCCACACUGUUCCCAUUUAUGAGGGCUAUGCCCUACCGCACGCCAUCCUUCGUCUCGAUUUGGCUGGCCGUGAUUUGACUGACUACCUUAUGAAGAUCCUCACGGAACGUGGAUAUUCCUUCACGACUACGGCCGAACGUGAGAUUGUACGUGACAUCAAGGAGAAGCUCUGCUAUGUGGCGCUUGACUUUGAGCAGGAAAUGGCCACAGCUGCCAGUUCGUCAUCACUGGAAAAGAGCUAUGAAUUGCCCGAUGGCCAGGUUAUUACCAUUGGCAAUGAGCGAUUCAGGUGCCCAGAGGCUCUAUUCCAGCCAUCAUUUUUGGGUAUGGAGGCAUGUGGUAUUCAUGAGACCACCUACAAUUCCAUCAUGAAGUGCGAUGUUGACAUCAGGAAGGAUCUCUAUGCCAAUACGGUUUUGUCUGGUGGUACUACCAUGUAUCCAGGUAUUGCUGAUCGUAUGCAGAAGGAGAUUACAGCUCUGGCACCAUCCACCAUGAAAAUCAAGAUUAUUGCACCGCCAGAGCGUAAAUAUUCCGUCUGGAUUGGUGGCUCCAUCUUGGCAUCACUCUCAACAUUCCAGCAAAUGUGGAUCUCCAAGCAGGAAUACGAUGAAUCCGGACCAUCCAUUGUCCACAGGAAGUGCUUCUAAAUUUUUUUCCCUCUUUCAUCCUCCUCAGAAACAUCCCCCGCAACAACAAAAUCAUCUCGCAGUGCAUAAAAAAAAUAAAAUUCGAGGAGAUAUUUUCCAAGACACAAUAUUCCAAAAAACACUCAGAAAAAGACACACAAGAAUUCCCAAAAAAAACACUCAGAAAAAAUUAUUUGGGUUAGUAUUAAUAAAAAAGAUACAUUUGCUAAAAAAUCAAUAUACCCAAAAAAUAAAUUUUCUGAUUAACUUUUUUCUUUGCUAAAAAAACAUAGAAAAAGAAAGACAUUAAGAGAAAAAAGCCAGGUGGUCCCCCAAUUUAUUAUUAUUAUUUACACAAUUUAUUAUUUUUCUUAUAGCAUUUUGAGAAAUACUAAUUUUUUUUUCAAAUGAGAUUUCCAGCAGAAAAAAAUUAGUUUAUUUGCGACUCUUGUUUAUAAUUAUCAAUUUUUUUUUAUAAAUAAUAUUUGAAAGAUAAAAAGACAAGACCAUCCUUCUCUCUCUUAGAUAAAAGAAAAAUAAAAAACAUUCAUUGCCGAUCAAAAUGUAAUGUAAGAAUUAUUUAUUUUUAUUAAAAAUGAGUAAAAAUUCGUAUAAAAUUGCAAUUAAAUGCCUUUUUAUGUGAAAGAAAAACCCACUGUUGUAUUUUCUUUUUUUAUUUUAUGUUUUUUCUUUUUUGUUUUGGUUUGGUCAUCUGAUUUUGACAAAUUGUGAUUAAAUAUUCAAUCCUGUGAAAUAUUUACCAUGGCGUUGUCUGAUUGGCUAAAACUCAAAACCUUUCAACGUUCUAGCCAAGACUCGAACCCGCUUAACUCUUUCGUCUCUUUUGGGACUCUGAGUACCCAAAAAAAACAUAUGAAUAUUUUAUGAAAAACAGUGUUUUUUAAUUAUUCAGAACUGAUAAAAAUCCGAUUCUUGUGGAUAAUUACAAACAAUAAGGAUGUCCAAAUGUGAGAUAUUUUUUGUAGGACCUCAAUUAAUUCCUGAGCUUAGAUAUUUUUAAUUAAAAAAUGGCGCAUUUGUCUUGCAGCAUUGCGGUCCGGAAAGAGUUAAACUCUAAAAACUAUUUCACAGGAUCAAAUAUUUAAUUCCAUAUGGACAAUCGCUCUUCAAAAUAAAUUCACUCCAAUCGCGCAAGACUUUUAAGUUUAA
This is a messenger RNA of Phlebotomus papatasi, 3118 nucleotides long. RefSeq names its product actin-5C. Lineage: Eukaryota; Metazoa; Arthropoda; Insecta; Diptera; Psychodidae. The transcript is spliced from 3 exons. Gene Ontology annotation, biological process: mitotic cytokinesis. Bases 839 to 1969 code for a protein of 376 amino acids. The record is from RefSeq and is a predicted model, not a curated record.